AAAAAAUACUAAAAAAAGGAGAAAAAUAAUCAGACUGAGACGUACGACACUGAUCCUUAAACCUUUUGGGGUGGCAGAGUUGCAGACAAAUCCGGCGGGCAAAAGGGGAAAAUCGGAAAGAUGACAACAUCAACCAACUUGGAGCCAUCUACCUUUCAACACACCCCUUUUUACUGUGAGGAAAAUGUAUACCUGCUGUGCAAGAAGCUGUGUGCUGAUGGGGUGGCAAAUCCAGAUUCUUCUGAUCUGUUUGCUGUUUUCAUCUCCAAUGAGAAGAAGCAGGUUCCUCUAUGGAAUCAAAAGGCCAGCCAUAGGGCAGAUGGGGUUGUUCUUUGGGAUUAUCAUGUCAUAUGCAUACAGAAAAAGAAAGAUGGAAACUCCUCACACCUAGUGUGGGAUUUAGAUUCAAGUCUUCCAUUUCCUUCUCCUCUAUCUUCCUAUAUUGCUGAAACCAUUCGUCCUUCUUUUCCGCUGUUUUCAGAGUUUAAAAGAUCUUGCCGAGUUGUGCACGGACCAAUUUUCCUCCGGUCAUUUGCAUCUGAUAGAAGUCACAUGAAAGAUACUGCGGGAAACUGGGUGGCUCAACCUCCUCCUUAUGAAGCCAUUGUAGCUGAAGAUGGAAUCCCGAACAAUCUAAAUGAGUAUAUUGAAAUCUCUUCUGAAGAUGCUGCUGAAAACCUAAACGCUGAUGUGGUGAAGGCAGCUCUCACGCAAAAGUUUGGCAUUGUAGUGGGCGAAAGCCUACUGGAGGAAUUUCUUUCUCUGGUUGAUGAUUGAUAAGUGAUAACAAUGGUGUGUGCUGGCUUUGCAACAAAUCGAUGAAGUUUUAUUUUUCCUGGUAAACUUUUGGACAUAUUCUUCUUCUGUUCUGUGAAAUUUAUAGAUAUAAUGUGUUUAAUACACCCCAUGAAGGCUAUGGGGAUUUUUUUUUUUUUAAAAAUUUUUUUUUCAAUCAAUAUUUACUUGACAAUUGUUAGUAGACUGCAUCUAAUCCAGGAAUCAAAGAUAGGAUUUGAAA
This is a messenger RNA of Ipomoea triloba (trilobed morning glory), 1018 nucleotides long. RefSeq names its product protein N-terminal glutamine amidohydrolase. Gene Ontology annotation, molecular function: protein-N-terminal glutamine amidohydrolase activity; protein-N-terminal asparagine amidohydrolase activity. Gene Ontology annotation, cellular component: nucleus; cytosol. The record is from RefSeq and is a predicted model, not a curated record. The transcript has 6 exons. The coding region runs from base 121 to 777 and encodes 218 amino acids. NCBI's taxonomy places the organism in Eukaryota, Viridiplantae, Streptophyta, Magnoliopsida, Solanales, Convolvulaceae.